Molecule: messenger RNA, 2089 nt
Organism: Arachis ipaensis
Lineage: Eukaryota; Viridiplantae; Streptophyta; Magnoliopsida; Fabales; Fabaceae
Product: protein ASPARTIC PROTEASE IN GUARD CELL 1
Biological process (GO): proteolysis
Molecular function (GO): aspartic-type endopeptidase activity
Source: RefSeq, a predicted model, not a curated record
UUACCCUCGUUCAACAACCAAGUUCGCUCUCGCUUUCACUCUCUAUCUCUCACUCACUCUUUUGAAACCCAUAAAUCCAAGCACUUCACUCCCAAACUCACAACACCACACCCCCCAAACUAAAAAGAAAAAUGGCUUUGAAUCUGAAGCCAUCGUUUCUUCUACUCACUUUAGCAUUUUCCCUCACCAUUUUUUCUUUUGUUCCUACUCCUACUUGUUCACGCGCCCCACCUUCUGAAUUCGCCACCACCGUUCUAGACCUCUCUGCUUCACUCCACCAAGCCCAACAAGUCCUCUCCCUUAAUCCUCAGCUUCUAGAAACUUCUCUUCAACAAGAACAAGAAGCACAAAUCAACCCAACUUCCACUUCUUCGUCUUCAUUCUCUGUUAAUCUACACACUAGAGAUUCACUCUUCAAUGCCAAGCACAAAGACUACAAGUCCCUUGUCUUGGCCCGACUCGCCCGCGACUCAGCCCGAGUCGACGCGCUCAACCUCAAGCUCCACUUUGCCCUCAACAACAUCUCCAAAUCGGACCUUCACCCCACCCAAACAGAACUCCUACCCGAAGACCUAUCCACUCCGGUGGCCUCCGGCACCAGCAUGGGCUCCGGCGAGUACUUCACGCGUGUCGGCGUGGGCCAACCCUCAAAGCCUUUCUACAUGGCACUCGACACUGGAAGCGACGUUAACUGGCUUCAGUGCAAGCCCUGUUCUGACUGCUACCAACAAUCCGACCCGGUUUUCGACCCGACAUUAUCAUCUUCUUACAGCCCACUAACUUGCCAGGCCCAGCAGUGUCAGGCCUUAGACGUAUCGGCUUGUCGCAACGGCAGGUGCUUAUACCAAGUUUCAUAUGGUGAUGGCUCUUUUACUGUUGGUGAGUACAUGACGGAAACUGUUUCUUUUGGCAACUCCGGAUCAGUGGCCAAGGUUGCAAUGGGCUGCGGCCAUGAUAACGAGGGCCUGUUCGUGGCUGCUGCAGGCCUGAUCGGGCUUGGAGGCGGGCCUUUGUCUCUAACUUCGCAGAUCAAGGCAACGUCCUUCUCCUACUGCCUCGUGGACCGCGACUCGCCAAAGAGCUCCACGCUCGAGUUCAACUCGCCUCGACCCGCUGACUCGGUCACCGGAGCACUUCUUAGGAACCAGAAGCUCGACACCUUCUACUACGUCCAGCUCGCUGGAGUCAGCGUCGGCGGACACAUGAUCUCCGUUCCUCCGGAGACGUUUGCGGUGGGCCAGUCCGGAAGUGGAGGGAUCAUUGUGGACUGCGGAACCGCCGUGACUCGGCUCCAGACUCAGGCCUACAACUCGGUUCGCGACGCGUUCAGAAGCAUGACUCGGAACCUGCGUACCACGAACGGGUUCGCGAUCUUCGACACGUGCUACGACUUGUCGUCUUUGCAGUCUGUGGAUGUUCCAACGGUGUCGUUUCAUUUCGGCGGAGGGAAGUCGUGGCUGUUGCCGGCGAAGAAUUAUUUGAUUCCGGUCGACGAGUCGGGAACUUAUUGCUUUGCUUUUGCCCCUACGACGUCGUCUAUGUCUAUCAUGGGAAACAUACAACAACAGGGGACACGUGUCAGCUUUGAUCUCGCUCACAAUUUAGUGGGAUUCUCACCGAACAAGUGCUAGAUUGGGCUUUUACAUAUAUAACCCUAAAUUUCUUGCAAUAUUAUUAUGUUAUAAAUUAUUAUUAACUAUUAAAUUAAAAAUAUAUAGUAGUAUAAAAUAUAAAUGUUGAGAAAGGGGAAAUGUCGAAAUGUGGAUAGCUUUGGAUUUUUAUGAUUAUGGGCAUUUUGUAGGGAAGGAUAUAAGUGUAACUAUGGCCAUGCCUCUUGGAUUGUAGGGUUUGUUACUUAUUUGUGGGUGGUGGAAGGGUCCCACCUAAAUAAAUUUGAGAGGAGGGUUGUGCCUGUGGGUUGGUGUGGGUCAUAAAUUAAGAGAGGGCAUGUUUGGAUCAAAUUAAAUCUCUUGGGAAAAAAGGGUCUGGAAAUGUAUACUCAUCGGUGCCAUGUGCUUGCAAAUUUGUGCAAGCCAUUUUCUUAAGAUUGAAGUUAAUGAUAUAUGGUUAGUAUAGUUGAUGGAUGAUA